AUGACUGGUGUUGACAAACCAUGGACCAUAAUUGUGGGCGCUGGACCUUCCGGCUUGCUUCUAGGUUUGAUGCUCGCCAAAAAAGGCGUUCCAGUUCAAGUCUUGGAGGGAUCCUCGGAGCUGGAUGAUUCUCCUCGGGCAGCUUACUAUGGUCCUCCGGCUGCGUACGAGCUACGACGUGCCGGAGUCAUCGAGGAGGUUCGAAAGCAAGGAUUCGAUCCCAUCAGGACUUGUUGGAGGAAGCUCGACGGUACCUAUCUCGCUGGUUUCGACAACAGUCUCCUGUUUGACGAUCAAGAUCGACAGGCAUGUCUGCCCCUGGCCCAACUAGAUCGACUGCUGUACAAACAUGCCAUUGCGCAACCGACGCUCAAAGUGAGCUUUAAUCACAAGGUUGUGGACCUUGGCCAGGAUACAGAGAAGGCGUGGGCAGAUGUGGACACACCGGAUGGCAGGAAGCGCCUAGAAGCAGCUUACAUCGUAGGAUGCGAUGGGGCCUCAAGUACGGUUAGGAAAUGCCUGUACGGGGACAAAGACUUCCCUGGCUUCACCUGGGACAAACAGAUCGUCGCGACGAAUGUGGCCUAUCCAUUUGAAAAGUACGGCUAUGACGAUGCCAACUUCUUCAUCCAUCCGGAGCAUUGGCAUAUGGUGGCUCGCCUCACGAAGAACCCCGAUGGUAGCGGCUGGUGGCGAGUGAGCUAUGGAGAGGUCUCUGGCCUCACCCGAGAGGAGUUGAUCGCUCGACAACCCAUGAAGUACCAGGCCAUACUGCCGGGACACCCAAGGCCAGGGGAUUAUGAUCUUGCUGCCAUCAGUCCGUACCGGAUCCAUCAGAGAUUGGCUGAUAGUCUACGGAGUGGCAGGUUCCUUCUGGCAGCCGAUGCAGCACAUAUUUGCAAUCCCUUUGGCGGUCUGGGCUUGACAGGGGGGUUAGUCGACAUUGGAGGCUUGUACGACUGUCUGAUCGGCGUCCACGAGGGUAAAGCCGACGAGAGCAUCCUGGACAAGUACUCGGAGAUACGCCGGCAAAGGUUCCAGACGGUGACGGAUCCUAUCUCUUCGCAGAAUAUCCGGCGGCUCUAUGAUCAGGACCCGGACAAGGCUUUGGAGAAUGAUGAAUUCUUGAAGAUGCUCAAGAGUAUCGAAAACAACGUGGAGGCACAGCGCGAAUUCAUGCGGUCACCCAAUGCCCUUCGAUAUGACUUUACGCAGCAUUACAAAGGCAACCACAAGACGAUGGAGGGCGACCAGAGUGCAAAGAAUGGCAUUGUAUCCCAAGUGAAAGAAAUUGCGCCGACGGGAGGGGAAUAG
Molecule: messenger RNA, 1314 nt
Organism: Capronia coronata CBS 617.96
Lineage: Eukaryota; Fungi; Ascomycota; Eurotiomycetes; Chaetothyriales; Herpotrichiellaceae
Exons: 3
Coding region: 1-1314 (437 amino acids)
Biological process (GO): ubiquinone biosynthetic process
Cellular component (GO): mitochondrion
Molecular function (GO): FAD binding; oxidoreductase activity
Source: RefSeq, a predicted model, not a curated record